AUGGCGCUUUUAUACAGGUUCGUAAAGAUACAGGAUCGUACAAACACGCACGUAUUUACAUUUGUCGUAACGAAAAGUGUUACGAGAGAUUUGGAAAGAGACAUAACGUCAAAAGAAUUUAUGUGCGGGUAUCAAAAAUGGGCAAUAACAUUUUCUCGUACGGAUAAAGUAUUGGGAGUUUUUUUAGUAUGGCGUAAUGCAUCCGAGGGUAUGCGUUUAUAUAUUGAUUUUACAUUUACCAUUCUUAAUAGAGAACAUUUUAGCGUAAACGAAUCAUUUACCGGUAAACAAAUAAAAUUUACAUACGAAUCACCCGCUCACGGUAAUAGAAAUUACAUACCCGUUAACGAUUUAUAUAAGAGAAAUUUUACCGAUACAAAUGGAGAAUUUCAAUUGGAAUUAACAUUGGGUAACGUUCGUACAAUUUAUGAAACACAUUUUCGAGUGCCUCAUUCUAUUUUCAGUACGUUCGCGUCACAAUAUCAAACCGAUCAUCAUCAUCAUCAUUCCUUUUCCUCAUCAUCUUCAUCAUCAUCUCCUUCUACUAAAAAUCCAUUACAAACGAGAAGUGGUAGCGGUAGUAGUGGUAGCGGUGGUGGUGGUGGUGGUGGUAGUGGCGGUAAUUCUAAAUUCGAAUCGACUUAUUUUACUUUUGGAGGAUUCGAUUGGAACAUCACCCUUUAUCCCCACUCACACAUAGAGCCUUACGAUCACGAAAAAAUUUCCUUUUAUUUAAAUCGACUUACCGGUUUCGAUCAUCAGUGCCGUAUCCGUUACGUCGUAAAUUUGGGCGAAGGAGAAAAAUUGAUGGAUUCGGGUAUUAUUGAAAAUGUAUCCGAUAUAGAGGGAAAAGUUCAGGGAUGGCAUCCCCGCGUUAAAUUCGAAGAUCUCGUUAGAAAGGGAAUAAUUAAAGUCAGAAUUGAAAUGAUUGCUGCGAAUACGAUAAGCGAAGUUAAUUUUUCAUUUAAAACAAAUUUAACAUCGUCACCCAACAUUCAUCCACAAAGACUUCAAACGGAAAGUUUGAUGGCGAGUCCACAAGUGGCACAAUGCUACGACAGAGACAAACAAGGAUGGACGUUAAAAACCGAUUGUCAUUCGGACAUGGUACGAUUGCAUAUGGUUUACAAAGAUAUUCACAACGUACCGCGAAAUCAUUUGAGAAUUGAUUCGGUACCAUUACCGGGUUCACCCUUCAGUCAUUACUACGCUCAAGAAAAUGCAGACGAAGGAAUUAUGAUCGAAACAAAUGUCACCAUUAAAGAAUUAAAAGAAUUGGCAUCAUCAUCAUUAUCAGAAAAAAGUUCAAUUCGUAUACAAAUCGAAUGGUGCGAAAGUUAUUUACUAUUUCAAGCCAACUAUCACAAAUACGAUGACAUGUGUCGAACACACAGUUUUCAAAUGAGUUUGGAAAGGCAACUUUUCAGUUAUCAAAAAAGUAUUUCUUAUGCUCAUUCGAGAAGAACAUUUUCCGAUGUUGGCACUCCCGAAGGUAUAGAAGAAGAAUAUUUACCUUAUUAUAAAGAAAGAAAUUAUUCUUUCGGUGAUAGAAGUCUAUCUACCGACACGGAAUAUGCAUAA
Molecule: messenger RNA, 1581 nt
Organism: Pediculus humanus corporis (human body louse)
Lineage: Eukaryota; Metazoa; Arthropoda; Insecta; Psocodea; Pediculidae
Exons: 4
Coding region: 1-1581 (526 amino acids)
Molecular function (GO): protein binding
Source: RefSeq, a predicted model, not a curated record